UACGUUGCUCAUUUCAGAUUCCAACGGCUGCCAGGUGGCAAGAGAUAGCAAAUGAUUUUCGCGACAAGUGGAAUUUCCCUCUUUGUGUUGGAGCGGUGGACGGGAAACAUGUCCAAAUCCAAAUGCCACCUCACACCGGGAGCCUUUACUACAACUACAAGGGGACCUACUCCAUUGUCCUGAUGGCAGUGGUCGACAGCAACUUAAAGUUUGUUGCCAUUGAUGUGGGUGCAUAUGGAAGGCAGAGCGAUGGGGGAACGUUCAGCAACUCUCGGUUUGGCCAAGCUUUGGAGAAUGGCCUGCUGUGUCUCCCGCCGCCGCAGCGGUUGCCCAACGACACCACCAUUGCUCCACAUGUCUUUGUGGGUGAUGAAGCUUUCCAGCUUCGUUCCGAUUUUCUACGGCCCUACCCGGGAAAUCGACUUGAAGAUGACAAGAGAAUAUUCAAUUAUCGCCUGAGCCGCGCAAGGUGAUUUGGAUGGCAUGGAAUUUCUAUUACAUUAAAUAACU
Molecule: messenger RNA, 510 nt
Organism: Rhipicephalus sanguineus (brown dog tick)
Lineage: Eukaryota; Metazoa; Arthropoda; Arachnida; Ixodida; Ixodidae
Exons: 2
Coding region: 123-473 (116 amino acids)
Source: RefSeq, a predicted model, not a curated record